AUGAAGUCUUGGUUCCUCGCCCCUGACUUCACCUUCACUCCCGACGGACCCCUUCAGCUUGGCGCUGUCAUCCCUCAUCCCAGUCGUCCGACCCAGACCCUUGCAUCACCCCGCACCGACGCAAUCACGCUUCCUGAAGUGCAGACUCUGGUCGAGACGAACCAUUCUCACUCAAACGAUGUCACGCGCACAGCGGGAGUAAACCUCUUUGCCAAGUUUGUAGAGCUUGCUUCUGCUUCUAUUGGCUAUGAGACCAGUCGGCGCAAUGCGCUGGCGUAUGGGACUGUAGAUCAUGAGGUUCGAUCUUUGGCGGCGCCGUUUACGAGGGAAUUUCUGCAGAGUAUUGUCGACACAGAGGCUGUUAGAGACCAUAUUGACUCUGGCAUGUUUGGAAAGAGGGCGGUCUACUUCAUAUCCGGACUUCGGGUUGCCACUUCGUCAUUUACGGUGACGAAAGACAAGGGCGUUGAGCAUAAUACCUCACUGUCAGGUUCAGGCCCAGCGGGACCCGUGCCUAUUGAAGUCGGUGCCGGGAUUUCAGGGGGAAAGGAGAGUUCCAAGACCGAUUCCUAUGAGACUGCACCAGGCAUUGUCUUCGCUUACCGUCUUCACGCCAUACGUGUUCGUGGUAGCGGCACCGUAAGCUCAGAGAUGUUCUCGAACAGGAAGACGUUCAUGCAUGGCAGACCCGUGCCCGACCCUGAGCCCUUUGAGGUUGCCGAUGUUGAUGCUGAAGUGUUGAAGGCUGAUAGGAAGGAGGAGGAGGAUGUACCGAACUAUGAGGUGGAAGACCUUGGAGAUGAGGAAUACUGUUUCUUGGCGGAGGCAUAG
Fusarium tjaetaba is the source of this 831-nucleotide messenger RNA. RefSeq lists its product as uncharacterized. The coding region runs from base 1 to 831 and encodes 276 amino acids. The record is from RefSeq and is a predicted model, not a curated record. The transcript has a single exon. NCBI's taxonomy places the organism in Eukaryota, Fungi, Ascomycota, Sordariomycetes, Hypocreales, Nectriaceae.